CUCGCUUUUGUAGUUUGGGCGCCGAGAGGAGGCGUGAAAUCGAUCCGUCAGUGCGGUCCGAAGGCAGCCGGCCUUCCGUUCCGAACCACCGCUGGGAAAAAGAAAAGCGUCAAAUUCGUGCGCGACCGGAACCGCGAAACACCAAAACACGGUUCGAAAACACGCACCGCACGAGCUUCGGUGCAGACGAGAGUUCCGGUGGCGGGGACCAAUGGCGGUGUCGGCGUCUCCGCGGUUGCCAGGGGCGACGACCAAUGGGAAACCGGUUUUUCGGCUCGGCCUGCGAGCGUCUCGGCCGCUCGGCGGGAGCAGCGCACUCUCGCCAUUCCGUUCUGUGCCCCGUGACGCUUCGGAUGUUGGCGCGGUCUCUCGCUCUGAAAGCCGGCCGCUUCGGAUGCCAGUCGGAUUAGACAGAGGGACUUGGAUGAGCCGCAACGCCGCCUUGUGCCGCCGCGUCGGAGUGAACAGACGCUCGAGGAGUCCCAGCCCCAAGUGAAGGGCCUUCGCUUAAAGCAUCUGCUCUUUUUUUCUUUUUGUUCGCGAAGGGAUCGCCGCUUUUCCAAUGGAUACGAGCCGGUGGUCCACGCUCCUGCUUCUAGUGGCCCUCCUGCCGGCGGGGACCCGGUGCCAGACGGAGCCGACCACGAGGGGUGGAAUCGGUAGCGAUGUUUCAAGCCCUGCGCCAAGCGCGGUCGUGGAACCCGUUACAACCUCAACGCUGAAUCCAUCUCGCGAUAAUUCAUUCGGCUUUACUACCCCGAGCGCGCCACUGGAAGACUACGAUAAAUUAAACGAGCUCGACAUGCAGGAUUCGGUUCAAAAGUCUCCUCCCAAGUCGAACAAGGACCUAACCGAGCGCUCGAAAGCAACAAAGGAAGACUCGACGAGCGUAUUGUCUUCUCCGGCGCCGGUUUUUGCUGGAACAGAGGCGCCACCGGGAGAACCCCGGCAAAUCGAGCUGCCAGAAAGACCUGUCGAGGACAAGCCGACAAGUACGUCCAGCGAGCCCCUUCCGGGCGAACCGGCGUCAACGCCCAUCGGACCAGUGCAAUUCCCGCUGACCGGCCCACCACCAGCGUCACCCUCCUAUUAUGGUGGUCAACCGGGCUAUGUCUCAGUGCCUGAGCAGCCAUCAUUUCUCUUCGGAGACGCCGGCAUUAAAGACACCUCGACCCCAACUGGUGAAUCAGGCACGCAGAAUUCAGGGCCCUCGAAUGGAUUUCCGUCAACGUACGAAAGGUUUCCUGGGACCCCGCUUGGGACAGCCAAUAGUGCUCUAAACCCAAAUUUCAUCCCACAAGUUGAUACUUCACCGGGAUCCGCCGCUGAAGUGGGACAAGGAAGCGAGGACAAUGCCGGGCAUUCAUUCACUCAGGAUGUUUCCAGCCAUGGUGAUUCGACGCUACCGGGCAGCGACGGCUUUCAUCUACCCACUGCUGAUACGCAAGGAGCCCCUGAUGAGACGCUGCAGCCUCAAUAUUACGGCGGUCCUAGUUCCUUUGGGUACGGCCUAGCAAAUCUUCCCGGACCCCCCACAGUCCCAGCACCAGCGACUGCUGACACCGCUGGUUUCAGCGCCCCCUUUAAUCAAGUAGUUCCUUCAGACGCAAAUAAUUCUGACAAACAGGCUGAGCCUGCAUAUUCAACGCUGACGACUCCACAACCGGAACUGCUUGGUGUUUCGAACACUGAUCAGUAUGUGCCUGAAAGAAAGAGCUCUGUGGAGAGCAUAGGAGCAAUAACGUCGAGCCCGGAUUCUGUACCAUCCAGUGGGAUCAGAGUGCUUGCUUUGAACGACUCCAAGACAGGUCGCUCUAUGAACCUCGAGGGCGGCAGUGAGCCUGUCACGACUACACAAACUAGCAUUUUGGACGAGCAAAAAUCGGGAAGUCCAAAUACGGCAACGUCAUCCAACAGCUCCGAUGUGGCAACUGCUUCACCGACGAGCGGCGCGCAAGAGACUGCGAAAGCAUUACCGACAUCCCCACCGGAGGCUGACGAAACCACCCAGCUUACGGAGGUUACAACAGAUAAGCAAAGUGCCGAAAGGAUCAGAGAGGGUGAAUUUCUUACCACGUUCCCCGAUCGAUAUCAUCCUACAAGCUCCGACGACGUGACAACGGCAGCUCCAAGCGAAACCACUUCUAGUCCGGAGUCAGCCACAACAUCUCUAAAAGCAGCGACGCUAAGCGGCACUGUUGAAACAACUGCUACUGGAACAGCAGAAAGAGUGAGCGAACUUGAUAUUCACGUGACAACAUCACCCACAAAUUCCGUGAGUACAUCAAUGAUUUCUGAUACGGAAAUCACCACUGAUAUGCCAUCGCCAUCAACACUGGCACCUGUGACAAUACCGCCACCAAAGUCAACACCAGGAACAGAUUCCCCAACCACUGUAGAGCAAACCACAACACAACAUAUCCUUACGGAGCCUUUUACUUCUGAACCCUCUACUUCAGCGCCCCCAGCAAUAGUGUCAACUACGAAAGAUCUGAAGUCGUCAGAACCGACCACUACAGGCUUAACACAUGAAGCAUCAACCCGAGCUGAACCAACUACAACCAUACCAACGACUAUAAACCCAACGACUUUAAAAUCGUCUGUGCUAGGGUCUUCGAAUGGAGUACCAACUGGCACAGAACCGACAACUUCAUGGCCUGCGACCACCCAACCAUCGGCCCCCGAGCGCCCGGACGCACAGCAAACAACAACAGCAUCAGCAACAGAAGUGCCAACGACCAUGAAGUUACUGACGGAAAGUUCGACACCUGCACAGCCAACGACCACAGAGAAGGUGAUUGUUGAUAUAGCAGCAGUAACAUCACCGACUGAAACGCCAAUAACUGAAGCGCCGACAACUGAAGCGCCGACGACUGCAGCACCAACAAUUGCCGCUCCAACGGCGUCAACGACUGAAGCGCCAACGACUGAAAUGCCAACGACUGAAGCUCCCAUGACUGAAGCGCCCAUGACUGAAACGCCAAUGACUGAAGCGGCAACGACUGAAGCGCCAAACACAAAAAUGCCAACAACUGAAACGCCAACGACUGAUGCGCCAACGACUGAAACGCCAACGACUGAAGCGCUAACGACUGAACCGCCAACGACUGGAGCGCCAACGACUGAACCUUCAACGACUCAAGCGUCAACGACGCAAACACGAACGACUCAAACACCAACAACAACAGGUUCAGGAGCAGAUGUCCCAACGACUACAGUCCCCAUGAUUGAUGUCCCAACGACUACCGUUCCAGCGGUGGAGACUACAGCAACUGAGGAGCCAAGUACUUUGGAGGCAACAACGGGAGACGGAGCAUCGCUACCAUCAGUUGUUCCAGUUUCAACAGUUUCAUCUGCCAGUACAUCCGCUCCAGAGACAUCAACUACGCCAAAGUCGGUGUCGACCACGCCUGAAAUGUCCACUCCACAAGACACGUCAGUGACAACUAGCAACGUCCUCUUCAGACCUGGACCCUCUCUUGUCGAAGAAGAGCAUACGACUCAAGCUGACACUGUGUCAGAGCCGCCGGUUGGUGAGACGACUACGGCAGGAGCCCUCGAUCUCUUGACAACGGUCUGGCACUCAGCCAGUCGUAGCCCCAAGCAACUUACCCAUCCGUUCACGUCUUCACCGGACCAGACCACGGAAGCGAUAACCACAGCAGCGGUCACUGAUGUGGUUUCUGACGCCGCAUUUACGACCGUGACGCCUCUGGACGCCGUCACGAUCUCGGAGAGCGGGGAACAAGAAACCACCUCCACGGGUGACCUGUUCACCAGCCUGUUCCCGGAGGUGAGCACGAGGGUGCGAGCGGCGAUGACCACGGAGGCUACGACGAACACGGCGCAUGUAGUAGAUCUGUCAGACAACUCCAUCGAGACGGAAACAGAUGCCACCAUCACCGCCAAAGUGUCCUGUCGCAUCGAAUCAAGGAACCUGACCGUGCCGUGCCUGCUGCCGCAAGAACUUAAUAACACUGUUACUGUGAAAUUUUCAGAGUGGGACCAUGGACGCACAGAGUCAUUCCGUGAAGAAGUGAAACGUCGUUUGGCGGAUUACUGCUUGCGGAAGGGGAUUCCUCUGGGCAUCACCACAAUUGUGUUUGUGGCCAAUGAGCACGGCAUGGAUCUCAUCUCCUUCUUCGUGAUGAACCAUACGAGGGGUUCCGUGGUACCAGCAGCAACGCUCAUUGCUUUCCUGAAUGAGACAAAGCCGACCCUUGAAGACGCGGUGAACCUGACCAUCACCGACGUGUACCUGGGCCUGCCGCUGAUGGAUGCAAAGACGGCGUCCACGGGGGUGGCCAGCAUUCUGGGCGGCCCCUUCAAGGCCCUCUACGUGAUCAUUGCCGCCUCCGUGGCGGCCCUCCUCAUCUUAGUUGUCAUCAUUAUCCUCAUGAUCAAGUGCCGCUCUCUCUCCUCCAACCAGUACUCUCCCGACGUCGAGAAGCUGACGAAGGACCUUCACAUGAGGUCUGAGAUUGGGGACCUGCGUCCAGGCGACGAAAUCCUCAAGGAAGAGGCCCAGCUCAAGGAUGCUUCCGCCUUUGUCAUCAACGGCAACGGAACCCACCUGACCCGAGAUGGAGACGGGUGGGUCGUGCCCUUCUCUCAGGUGCCCACGGAGGCCAAGAACGGUGUUCCCGACGCACAGGACACGAGGCUGUGAAGUGGCGCCGUUCCUACGAAUCUUGGAAACACAGGAGAGCGACCCAACGUGUGAUCAAGCGUUGAAAUGACUCUCGUGGUAGUGUCUCCAGAAGUCUUGGGACUCUUGGCCUUGACGGAGGCUUCCAGCGCUAUAAAGGGUCCAACCCGUUCCGACAGCAGAGAUGUCUUCUGUAGUCCCAUCAAGUCGCAAACGCUUUUGAGUCUGUGCCCUUUAAAAUAUAGGUUCCCGAUUUCUAGAGGAAGUUGAUGCUAGUUCGUAGGGUUUUUUCCAUACAGCUUGCAAGGUCACAAAAGGUAACGAAUACGUUCCAAGAAGCUUUGAUCUAGGAACAGGAGGUUCUGCCAAGGAAGUUGUUAAAGAUUGUGCUUUGUUUCAUCCUGCUUAUGAACUACAGAAGCAACGGAGUCUUUUUAAGCUUGUCAAUUUUUUCCAUUACUGCGUUAUCUGUUCGAUAAGUUGAACAUCUGAGUCUGGUGCAUUUUGGCUCACGAAGCAGUCAUGUAACCUCAGAUUGUUGGGUCAGCUGGGAGUGUGCUAAAACGAAAAAAAAAAAGAAAUAGUACACAUUUUUUUUUGAGGCCGACGUUUUAAUAAUUGAAAUGUUUGUAGAUUGUCUAACUCACAUUAAACUGUUUCGUUUGCAGUUAUGUUCAGCAGCAUCACAAUUAAUACCUGGGAUGAAUUCUUACUGCGGAAUUAAAUUCUACCCCUAAAACUAUCAAGUGAAGUUUAUAAAAACGAGGUUUUCUUUGCCUAAAACUUAUUUUGAACAUUCCAUCACCUCUGGCGCACACGUUCUAGAAUAAACUCUCAGAAAAACAUGAGCCGUCCCCCGCAAACGUUGCAAGAUUUCUUACUUUACACUCGCCAAGGUACCAAUAGGCAUGCCAUCAGUUUAGACAGUGCCAUUUUCUAACGUCUGCUAGAAGUGCCUUAAAUGUCGCCCCUUGUGUCAUAUGUUUUAGGUAUGCAUCCGCCUGUCAGUCCCUACAUGUCUGUGCACUUUGCUCCGCUCAAACAAUCUGAGAGGAUGACAGCGGUUGGUUUGGCAAGGCGCCGACAAAGAACUCUUUGAGGGCCGGAUUUUUGUUUUGGUAGUAAGCCGGCUUUAACACGUGACUUACUGCGCUGCGAGGAUGGUGCGUUCCCCUCCUGGGAGAGUGUCGUGGCGUUAAAUCACGUGCAACUGGCCUCAUGUGUAUAGCCUGCCGCAGGUCUAACUGAUAAGCAUAGCCGUAGAAGAGUCUCAUUUUGGAGGCACCACAGGCACUGCGUAUUAUGUGACGCGAGAGCUGGCUUUCUCGCGGCAUGCGGAAGAUUGAGCAAUAUUAGGUUUGUUUUGUUCCGGACUGCAUUGAGGCAAGGUCGUUAAAUUUGUGGAUGGCUGAGGAAUUCUUACCUAUCGUUCAUGUUUGGGUGACUUACGUGGAUAUGUUCUUGUCAAUCAAUUUUUUCUUUAUAUUUUCUGCGUGUUUAUAUUUGUGUGCGUGUGUGUGUGAGUGGCUUGGUGGCCUGGAAACGAGUUUCAAUUCACACUAAGAAAUUAGGAAAUCGGUCCAAUGUUAUGAAACUCGCAAUUACUUUAUGCGCGUUAUGACUCCACAUGUUAGACAGGGCACAUUUCUGGACCAUGUUUUGAAUGCAUACGUGCAUAAGUACACAAAUUGCAAGUGUGCUUUGAUACCUCUGGGCAGAGAAGGCUUGUAUACUGUAAACCAAGUGCCCAUGCAUAUUAUUCACAUUCCACUCAAUUGACUAACAUCUAGAAAUGCAAUAACAAAGAUGCAGCCAUUUCGACUGCUGUGUUGUGUCAAAAGAAACAUCCCGACCGAAAAAAGAAAAACAGUAUAACUUUUUACCCUUUUCAUUAUGGAAUUGGAAAUCUAACUGGAAUUGCUUCUGGAAACGUGAAAUUUAAGUUGCAGAAAAAGGAAUAAUUUCUAAAAACCUAAAGUCCAGGUAAAGUCCAGAUAUAUUUCCAGUUCCAUAACACAGAUAGCCAGAUUUUUACUGGGUUUUUGCGGUAAGGUUGUGUGUACAUAAAAUACCGUCGAGUGUUCGAGACUUGAACCAAAAUUACUGUGCGUUCCAUACAAAAUCAAAUCUGUUCAACUAUGCAUUCUGAUCCCAAGCGCACCACCGGGAUUACGCCAUAUGUUGUCUCAAUUUAGUUGUAACAUUUUCACUUAAAUUGCAAGGCGGCAUAUGGACCUCAGUCCCAGUUAUCAAUACUGUAUAGCACUAAACGUAUACUGUAAUAUUACAUAUUUUAGCGUGCCUUUCGCAGUGCUACAGAUGAUGCCUCAUUGGAUCAAUGAAAAAUAUACUUUUAUAUGUUAAUACCUUUUGCUCUCCAGAACCUCGAAAACAAGACUACACCGUUUUUCUUGGAUGAAUUGUAAUGUAGUGCAAUUGGAUUGCAGCUAGUCUUACGCGCGCAUUUUCUGAGUCAAGGAUUGUGCAUCAGGCUCGUGAAAGACGCUUUUGAUCUGCUGGCGAUAAACUUAACUUUUCCGUCCUCUUGGCUUAUAUCUAAUAUAAUGUUUCUGUGAUGUAAAUGAAUGAUUGCAAGCUUCUGCCGCUUCAUUCAUUAAGACGAUAGCUGACUUGUGUUGGAAGUCACAUUGUGUGUUUGGAAAGCGGUUGUGCACGUUGUGAUCCGCCAGCGGCAAGGUUAUGUAGCAACUUGGCUUGUGCUCUAAAGGAAGAUCUGUAACGUUUUUUUUUUUUCUCUAGAGAUGACUGCGCGACGCCACCGGGGUGGUUUCACGAGAGUUUGAUAAAAUGUGUGUGUAUAUAGAGAAUUAAAAGGUUUUCUAAAUA
Ixodes scapularis (black-legged tick) is the source of this 7495-nucleotide messenger RNA. Its product is annotated as mucin-2. The transcript is spliced from 10 exons. The record is from RefSeq and is a predicted model, not a curated record. The coding region runs from base 563 to 4669 and encodes 1368 amino acids. Lineage: Eukaryota; Metazoa; Arthropoda; Arachnida; Ixodida; Ixodidae.